Messenger RNA from Sapajus apella (tufted capuchin), 5350 nucleotides. It is a transcript of the gene DHRS12, whose product is annotated as dehydrogenase/reductase 12. The transcript has 10 exons. The record is from RefSeq and is a predicted model, not a curated record. Lineage: Eukaryota; Metazoa; Chordata; Mammalia; Primates; Cebidae. Bases 2046 to 2999 code for a protein of 317 amino acids.
GUGACCUCAGUCAAGCUAUGUAACCUCUCUGUUUGCUCAUCUGUAAGAUGGGGAUAAUAGCAAGAGUAACCAUAUGGGUCAGUGUGAGAAUUUAGUGCUAUAAUCCACAAUGCUUGGAACAGUUUAAGCCGUCUAUAUAUUUUAUCACACAGGUCACACAGAAAAUAACUGGCAGAAAUUGGACUAGAAUGCAGCUCAGCUGACUCCAGUUAAACCGGAACAUUCCCCUAUGAACUCCAUACUGCCCUUCGUUUCUUUGUGUGUGUGUUACUUGGCAUCCAAGUGAGAGCGGAAGCUGAUUUUGAGACAGGGGUUGGCUUUUCCUAAGACCUCCUCUGGAAGUGUAUGUAAUGUAUACACUACCUCGUGGACACUUGAUGUGAGUCUAACACUGGACGCUGCGUGCCCUCAUGGAACACUUCUUGAAUGUACACUGCAUGGCUGGUGUAGCGGAGAAAGGACUGAGAAGAAAACUUGAAGGAAAUGAACGCUUCUGAUCACUUCAUAUGAAACUAAGCUCUUUAUAAUGAAUGCUUUCCUCAUCACAACCACCCCAUGAGGUGAGCAUCAUUCCCAUUUUACACAUUGAAAACUAAGACUGAGGGUGUGUGCAGUAUGCUCAGGUUCAGCUGGCUAACGCGGAGAGCUGGGUUUCCAGCCAGACUUUUAUUUCAAGGGGCCGCUGACACCCUCUAGAGACUUUGUAGUUCAAAACCAUUUCUCACCCCCUCUCUGUGAGCCAAAAGUGUAUUUCCUGAGGUGGUCAGAGGGAUUCAGAGCAGACUGACACCUUCUCCAUCACUGACACAAAGCGGAGUGUAUAAAUCACACUGUGUAGCCCUGGGGGUCUAAAAUAUUUUCCCAGCCAAGUCGGAUAGGCAUUGACAGUCACACCAGGCUGGGUGGUUUUACAAAACGCCACUUGUUUAAAUUUCCUUUCAUCACUCUGUCAGGAAUAACACUAACAUAGUGGAACCUCAGAGUACUGUUUAGAGGGGUGAGCUGUUCUGGGGAAAUUUAUUUCAAAAGUUAUUCUGAAGUAAAAACUUGCCUACUGCGGGGUGAGGGUGGACAAUGAUCCUGUAUCCUAGGUAAUGAGGCUAUUAAAGAGGCCGGUGUCCGCUCCGCUUAUGUAAGAGGGGCUCAGUCUCUGGGCGACUUGAGUAAACCAGCAUAGAACUUAACAGGGUGACUAGGAGUGAGAGCAGCAGUAGGUCUCCAUUUCUAAUGUGGCGUUAGGGCUGGAGGUUAGAUGUGGACAGGGGUGUCUGGGUUCUACAUAACGGGGCUGGAAUCGGGGGGAUGACUAGUCUGAGAUCUGGGUUCACGCAGCAACCACACGUUUUUACCCACACCAGUUAUUUGGGGUUGGGCGGAAGGCUGAUGAGGAUUUGGGAAAGAUCAAGGGGCUUUCCCUGGCAGUGCAGGAAGUUGCAGAACCAGUGGCAAAAGUCUGGGCCAUGGAGACAAUUCCUUCUCGGGUGGGAGCCCCAGCGCGGCCUCUUGCCUGUGUGUGGCCAAUCUGACCGUGCUUGCUGGGGAGGGGAGAUGUAUGUGCUAGGGCACCGCACCCCCCCCCAUACAUGUAGGAACUUAGAGAACGCCAGUUAUUGCAAUAACCCUUAUGAUAACACCAAAUCUACGCAGAAAUCUUUUAAAUAUCACAAGCCUCGUAGUUUUAUUCUACAUGGUUUUCUAGGUAACCGAAUUCCAGGAGGUGCGUGGCAGUGCCACCCACGCCUCCUGGCCAUGCCCAGCGGGAAGGUGUUCUCUCAACGUUGCUGACGCCCGAUUUCAACCACGAGGAGACUGUGGACCUCGACUGCGGCCCGCAUCAGGGCCCGUCCGCCUCACUCCACCCUCUGAGGCUGGGGCGGAGUCGAGCGGCCGGCUCUGAGACCCUUCGCCUUCCCCGCGGAGCAAGGCCCCGGAAGCCGCGGGGCUUACAUAACCCGGAUGAUGUCAGGGCGGGCGACUCUCGGGAGGGCGGGACCAGGGCGGAGGCGCCGGGAGCGCGGCGGGGCUCGGCGUGCGGCGCGCCCGGCAUGUCCCUGUACCGCAGCGCCGUGUGGUUCGUCAAGGGGCUGCGCGAGUACACCAAGAGUGGCUAUGAAUCUGCAUCUAAGGACUUUGUCCCUAAUGACUUGGAGGUCCAGGUUCCUGGAAGAGUCUUUUUGGUUACUGGAGGAAACAGCGGCAUUGGCAAAGCAACUGCCCUUGAAAUAGCCAAGCGAGGUGGCACAGUUCACCUGGUUUGUCGAGAUCAAGCCCGAGCAGAAGAUGCCAGGAGUGAGAUCAUCCGGGAGAGCGGUAACCAGAAUAUUUUUCUGCACAUUGUGGACUUGUCUGAUCCCAAGCAAAUCUGGAAAUUUGUUGAAAAAUUCAAGCAGGAACAUAAACUCAAUGUUCUGAUCAAUAAUGCAGGUUGCAUGAUCAAUAAAAGAGAACUCACAGAAGAUGGACUUGAAAAAAACUUCGCUACUAAUACUCUGGGUGUGUACAUUCUCACGACCAGCCUGAUCCCUGUGCUGGAGAAAGAAUACGACCCCCGAGUGAUAACCGUCUCCUCAGGAGGAAUGUUGGUUCAGAAACUGAACACUGAUGAUCUCCAGUCUGAAAGAACACCGUUUGAUGGAACUAUGGUCUAUGCACAAAACAAGAGGCAGCAAGUGGUUCUGACGGAGCAGUGGGCCCAAGGGCACCCGGCCAUCCAUUUUUCUUCCAUGCAUCCUGGCUGGGCCGACACCCCAGGUGUGAGGCAGGCGAUGCCGGGGUUCCAUGCCAGGUUCAGGGACCGCCUGCGCUCCGACGCCCAGGGCGCCGACACAGUGCUGUGGCUGGCCCUCUCCUCCGCUGCAGCCGCGCAGCCCAGUGGCUGCUUCUUUCAAGAUCGGAAACCAGUCUCUACACACUUGCCUCUCGCUAGAACGUUCUCCUCACCGGCUGAAGAAGAGAAACUCAUUGAAAUCCUAGAACAGCUGGCUCAGACAUUUAAAUAGGCCAACCCAGAUGCAAUGUGGUAUCAGAAUUGCCUUAGAAAGUACCAGAAGGUGUGGUCUAGGGACCAGUGAACAGACCCCACUUCAACUUCCCCUUGAAGAUGUUGUGCCUUACAGUGAGGAGCCUACAAGGUAUGGGAACUUUUGUUUCAAAAUAAAUCCUACUGGGGCUGUGAUUAGGCUCACCCUGAACUCCUGCAGCAGGCUCUUUUCUUGUUUAAGUCUCUCAUUUAUUUGAAAAUGUAGUUUUCUAAAGAAUUUGCAGUUUGAGAUGAGCCACCAUUGUCAGUCUGAGGGGAGGCAGGGGUGGAGGUAGCAGGAAUGCCCCACUGUGGACUGUGCUUCCCCUCCCUUUCUCAGAUCCUCAGUGUCAGAGGCUGGUAUUGGGCCCCCCUGCAGGAGAGGGCUGGGCACUGCCUUUGCUGUUCAUGGUACCAGGAGCACAGCAUAACCAAGGGACAAUGUGUAUUUACAUACACCAUUUACAUGAGGCCUAGUUUACAUUUGCUUAAGAUUAGGAGUGGCUUCUGUAAUGCAUCUGGCAUUCUGGAACUAUACUGUGAUAAAACCUCUAAUUUGUAGCAUUUUACCUCUUAGUGACUCCAGGGAAAGCUGUAACAAAACCAAUGAGCAGAUUUAGAAUAUAUCUACAUAGAUUCUUGGUGUCCAUGGUGGAAUAAACAUAACUCAUACCCCAGAGGAAAACUUAGAUGGCUGCAGCUUCUUGGUGGUCCUUGAGCCCUGGAUGGAAGUGUCUCAUCAGCCAAGGACCCCAAGGAAGGGAUUGUUCUGGAUGUGCCAGCCUGAAACAUCAGCAUCGGCGUCUUUCUGACAAAAGGUGGUGCUAUCAAGCACGCACCAGCUCCAUUUAACUGCAUGCCUCCUUUUCUGCAGGAGCAAGAUGGGCCUCAGCAGUGCUGGGUGUGGGCAAGGCUGUGCUGGCAGCACCAGGACAGGGCAACUCAGCCACCCCCUCAACGGUGAUUCCAUAACAGGCAGGUCACUUGGUAUCUUUGUACCUAUUUUUCUUCUCCAUAAAAUGAACCCCACAAGUUUUAAAAGAGGCUUUCUCUGGCAGUGUUUGCCCUGAAGUCCUCAUUUGGAAAGUUCACUAAACGCAGGAAAAAGCCGAUUUAUAUGACAAAGAAAAAGGGCUCCCUGCGCAUAGCCCGUAUAUGUGCUUAGACUGUGGUGAAUGGGCCCAAAUUCACCUUUAGACGGCAGCUCUCCCUGGCGUCUAGACCAGAUGGAGUGGUCGGAAGCCCCCUUCCCACCAAAUGGACAGAACCCAUGCGGCUAAAGAGCACAGCAAGGUUGUCAGUGUGUGUGUGGCCGCAUGGAACAGUGAUGGGACCACAGCUGCAGCAAGGUUUUCACAGACAUGUAUUUUAAACCAUGGAGGCAACUCCACACUGAGAGUUGUACGUUGGUAACAGCUACACGUAUAUUUUGGUUAGAGGGAAGCACAGCGGGAAAGUGAGCGGAGUAAAAACAUUCACAAUAUUCAGCAGCAUUUGAAUGGAGGCCUGGAUACAGACAUUUCAACAUUCUCGGAAAUUCUUGCUCAUUACCAGCUAAUCACAUUCAGGAAGUCAAAGUCAGGACUGAUCAGGACUGGCAGGGAGUGGCAAAUGCUGGAGGGGUCCAGCCAGACCACACGGGAGAAAUCUGUUCCAACGUCAGGCUUAUUACCUUCUCAGCCUGACCUCCUGAAUAAUCUCCUCACUUCAAAAAAAGAAAAAGAUGCCCAUACGGUAACAUGCCCACGGCAGCCAGGUCCAGAAGUGGGCUGCAGCCCAGUGGAGGUACAGAAUGGAAGAUCCAUGUCCCUGGUUAGAGGUUGAGUGGUAGGCAGGCACUAAUGUGGGGCCAGCACCUUCCCUGUUGUCCAGUUAGUAACAGUUUUUGUACUUUUCAUAUAAAGAUUUCCUUUUGCAAAAUGACAGUACCUUGAAAAAACAAAGUCAUUUAAAAAGCAAGGCAAAUGGUAUAAGACACAAAUACAUGAGUACAAUGGUUACGAGUGACACUAGUAUUUUGGUCCAUACUUCAUAUUGGCAUAUACUACCAAUGUAAGGCUGCCAUCCACUUAAAUGAUAAAAAGAUUAUAUAUAUGAGAAACAUUUUUCAAACCAUUUUCCCUUUGUGAGUGACCGCUCACCUUCUCAUGCAUCCCCGAUAACCAAGGGAAAAAAGAAUCAUAAAUAUCAAGGUCAGAUUCCCAAUCUAACUUUUAAGUCAACCUGCAAUUCCUGACACUUCCAAGUCAGAUAUUCUUGCAAAGGUAAACAUUUUGAGGUAUCUAUUUUUAAUGAGAUGGUACCAUGAUUAAUUUCCACCUUUACCAUCUU